Messenger RNA from Hevea brasiliensis (rubber tree), 1326 nucleotides. RefSeq names its product purine permease 3. The record is from RefSeq and is a predicted model, not a curated record. Bases 69 to 1136 code for a protein of 355 amino acids. Lineage: Eukaryota; Viridiplantae; Streptophyta; Magnoliopsida; Malpighiales; Euphorbiaceae. Gene Ontology annotation, cellular component: membrane. Gene Ontology annotation, molecular function: purine nucleoside transmembrane transporter activity. The transcript has 2 exons.
CUCUCUUAUCACAAAAGGAAAGGUAGAAACAAAGAGGGAGCAAAAAGCAGGAGUUUAUUCACUUGAUCAUGGAGACUAAUGAGAAGCCUCAAGUUAUUACCACCAUAAAAACAGCCCUACUAGUUCUAAACUGCAUCCUUUUAACUAUAGGCAACUGCGGUGGCCCUCUCAUAAUGCGCCUUUACUUCAUCCAUGGAGGCAAGCGUGUUUGGCUCUCUAGCUGGCUUGAAACGGGCGGUUGGCCACUUAUUUUCAUCCCCCUUUUCAUAAGCUACCUAUAUCGCCGCCGAUCCAACAAACCAACCGCUAAACUCUUCUACAUGAAUCGUUUUCUGUUCAUCUCCGCCACCGUCAUCGGUGUACUUACCGGCUUGGAUGACUAUCUUUACGCUUAUGGAGUAGCCCGUCUUCCAGUUUCAACAUCUUCUUUGAUCAUUGCUUCCCAGUUGGCGUUCACUGCAGGUUUUGCGUUUCUUUUGGUUAAACAAAAAUUUAAUUUUUUUUCAAUAAACGCAGUGAUUUUGUUGAGUGUUGGGGCUGGUGUCUUGGCCUUGCAUACGAGCAGUGAUCGGCCGGAACAUGAAUCCAGCAGAGAGUAUAUUUUAGGGUUUAUUAUGACGUUAGGAGCUGCACUUUUGUAUGGAUUUAUCUUGCCAUUGGUAGAGUGGACAUACAAGAAGUCGAAGCAGGAAAUUAGUUAUACCCUUGUGAUGGAGAUUCAGCUAGUGAUGUGUCUGUUUGCUACUGUCUUUUGCACCGUUGGGAUGCUUGUUAACAAAGACUUCAAGGUGAUUCCAAGGGAAGCAAGAGAAUUCGGGCUUGGAGAAACAAGGUAUUAUGUGAUAUUAGCGUGGAGUGCAAUCAUCUGGCAGUGUUUCUUCUUGGGAGUCAUAGGAGUCAUCUUUUGUGCUUCCUCUUUAUUAUCAGGCAUUAUAAUUGCUGUUCUCCUUCCCGUGACGGAGGCCUUGGCUGUCAUUUUUUACCAAGAGAAAUUUCAGGCUGAAAAAGGUGUUGCUCUUGCACUUUCUCUUUGGGGCUUUGUUUCUUUCUUCUACGGUGAGAUCAAACAAACCAAGAAAAGGAAUCUUGCUCCUGAAACAGAAAUGUUUCCAUCUGAUCCAACAGAAAAUAUUUGAACACGACUCCUAGAUUGCCGAUAACACUACUAGAUUGCCAUUAUAUGAUAUAGAUUUGGUUGUCUAAUCUGCACGUAUCAAGCUUCCUCCGUUCUUUUGCCUGUUUUCCUGUUUUCUACUCUGUAACGAAAAUUUGGGCAUAAAUAUCAUAUCAGAGAAUAAAUAAAGUGUUUAUUUUCAGUUGAUUUUA